AUGAUCAAACCAAAGCAUCAUGUUUGGAAACAUUUUCAAGAAGUACGCGAUGGUAAAUCAGUUAAAGCGGUGUACAAGUUUUGCAAGAUGUCCUAUAUCACCCACGUUAAUAGAAUGGUCAAACAUUUAUUAAGCAGCUGUACUAUGUGCCCUGUUAUAAUUAAGGAAAAAUUUUAUUCAAAUUCCAAAAUAUCAACCUCUACAAAAAAUAUCACAAAUGUAAUUUGUAAUACUUCUAAGUCUAACUCUAAUGAAGAAUUGGGUGAAAUUAGUGAGAAUGAUUAUCAAAUGAACAAUAUUUUGUCUUGUGACUCAGGAGAAUUUGAUUCCAUUAUUUCUAAUCAAUCUACAAGCAAGGCGAUUAAAUAUAAAUCUCAAUCUUGUAUAACCGGUUUCAUAGAUAGAAUUAAUCCCAAAGAAAAAAAUGAGCUGAAUCAAUUGUUUGCAAAGGCUGUAUAUGCGAGCAAUUUACCUUUCCACAUCACUGAAAAUCCCUACAUCCAAGAAUUUUUUAAAAAAAUACGUCCUAUUUACACAUUACCCAGGAGAAGGCAGCUGGCUGGAUAUCUUCUAGACAAAGCGUCAGGUGAUAUGGAGGUGAGAGUUGCAGAUAUAAUAGAUAAAGCUCCUUACUUAUCAAUUGUAUCAGAUGGCUGGAGCAACAUUAGAAACGAGAGUAUUAUUAAUUUUAUGGUGAUGACGCCUGUUCCAGUGUUCUACAAAUUUCUAAAUACUGAGGAAAAUCGCCAUACGGCAGAUUAUAUUGCCCAGGAAUUUAAAAAUGUAAUUCAUGAAUUGAAUCCGGUAAAAGUAUAUUCUUUAGUUACUGAUAAUGCCGCUAACAUGAAAGCAGCCUGGAGAAGUCUAAAAUCUGAAUCUAUUUAUAAUCAUAUACAAUGUUAUGGUUAUGCAGCGCAUACAUUGCAGUUAUUCUUUCACGAUUUUGAACGAUUGAACGCCUUCAGUGACCAUAUUUCAAUAAUUAAAAAAAUUGUUAAAUUUUUCAAGAAUAAACACAUACCAGCUGCAGUAUUUUCCCGUAAUAAGAAUCUUCAUGGCAUACCAUCUACAUUAAGUACAAUUAGCCAAACAAGAUGGGCAUCGUCAAUAAAAUGUAUGGAACAAAUUCAAAUAUGCAAGAAAGCUCUAAAAGCAUCAGUUGUUGAAGAAGCUGUUUGUGAUAUUUGUCCCAUAGAAAUUACCAAUAAUAUAUUAAACGAAGAAUUUUGGACGAAAAAUUUAAAAUUUUUAGCUAUACUCCAACCUUUAGCUACCUUUGUUGAAAGUGCAAGGGGAUAA
Messenger RNA from Gordionus sp. m RMFG-2023, 1299 nucleotides. RefSeq lists its product as uncharacterized. The record is from RefSeq and is a predicted model, not a curated record. The transcript has a single exon. The coding region runs from base 1 to 1299 and encodes 432 amino acids. Lineage: Eukaryota; Metazoa; Nematomorpha; Gordioida; Chordodea; Parachordodidae.